AUGAUCCAGUGGGCAAGGAGAUGUCAGGCCACCAGUGAGCUGCGGUCAUCUUCGGGGCAGUUCCUUUUCCUUCCUCUUGAGCUGCAGCUCCGUGUGUUGGAGGAGCUUGGUGGGCAGGACCUCUGCGCUGUUGAAGCAGCUUGCCGCGACUUGCGGCGCCUUGUAGCUGGGAAUGCAUACUUGUACCAGCGUGCACUAAUGGAGGACUUCAGCUGCGUGAUUCUACCUAUAUCUUGUCCAUCGAACUGGAAGGCUCAGUAUGUGGACAUGUUUAUUCGCGCGCGUCUGGAGACCCUCGAGAAGCAACGCCGCAUAUGCGAGGCCUUGAAGCAACGGCUGGACGAGCUUGAUGAUUUGCUGGGCGAUGCCGAUGAUGUGCGAGGAGUCCUUGGCGCACCGGAGCUGCUAACCAGCGAACCUUCUUUGGUCCUCGCCAUCGUUGGCGAUAUGGAGCAGCCGCUGGGGGUCACCCAACUCAGCUUUAGCCGGAGCAUCACCAUCAUCAUGGUCAUCAUCACCAUCAUCACCAUUACCACUUCCACCCAUCCUUUAAGGUCAUUCGACAUGCUUGCUGUAUGGGAAGCGCCAGGUAUGAUGUCCUGUGGGACUGUUUGA
Messenger RNA from Volvox carteri f. nagariensis, 615 nucleotides. RefSeq lists its product as uncharacterized. The transcript is spliced from 7 exons. The coding region runs from base 1 to 615 and encodes 204 amino acids. The record is from RefSeq and is a predicted model, not a curated record. NCBI's taxonomy places the organism in Eukaryota, Viridiplantae, Chlorophyta, Chlorophyceae, Chlamydomonadales, Volvocaceae. Gene Ontology annotation, molecular function: protein binding.